This is a messenger RNA of Lampris incognitus (smalleye Pacific opah), 4140 nucleotides long. RefSeq names its product meiosis inhibitor protein 1-like. Lineage: Eukaryota; Metazoa; Chordata; Actinopteri; Lampriformes; Lampridae. The record is from RefSeq and is a predicted model, not a curated record. Gene Ontology annotation, biological process: meiosis I.
AUGACGAGUUUGGGCGUCAUUUAUGACAAGAUUCACUCGAGACACGACCCGACAUGGACCAGGUGUCUAGAGCAGCCGGGCGGGGGCGUGGUGAUCUGUGUCGCCUGUGUCAUCGAAAUGAUGGCGAGUGACGAUGUUGCGUCAGUGCGGAAGUCUGUUGCUCUGUCCAGUAUCAGAGGGUUAUUGAAAUUCUCUCCAGGAGUUGUGAGAGAACUGCUCCAACAGGACCCCAGAGUCUGUCUGCAUUUCAUUGCAUCUCUACUGGGGAUGCUUAACACGGUGGAGAACCCUGCCACUCUAGAGCAGGUCAUCCAAGUGCUUGUUCAGUUGCUGUUAGAACUCCAGAGUGAGCAGUACUUUCACUAUAUUUUGGAUGACAUAAACACGCAGCUCUGCAACCAGCACAGUCUGAGAGGUUUUCUGCCCACUUUCACCUUCCUGGGGAAGCUGAUUGAGGCUGUCCCUAGUCUAGCCCACAGCCUGGUGGCUCAGUAUGUGCCCUUGCUGGAGCAUCUGUGCUUGGCCCUGCUGUACCCAGAUGAGGGGCUUAAGUCGUCACUCUUCUACGUGUGGCAAAAACUUUGCAGCAGGACAAGCAGACGUACGGCACUCCUGUCCCUACCCACUGCCAUCAGAGAUAAAGUGUGUGCCCUCCUGCUGCAGACCAUGGCGAACGCCUGCUUGCCAGAGCUCACCAUUAACUGCCUGGGUCUGCUAAAGCAGCUUGUGCAGCUGGGGGAGGUUGUGUCAGUUCUGAUGAACAGCCCCAGUGAUCAGAUCCUGUCCAAUUCGGACCAGAACCUAUGCCACAAUGGUAACAGCCAGACCCUCGGCCAGAACCAAGAGCAACAGUCCCUGGACCGCUGUCCUUUGCCACUCAUACUGAAAAAGUUGCUGCUGAGUGGCGAUGAGAUGUUGCAGGUGGCCAGUGCUCAGUGUAUGGCCCAAGUCCUGGUCCACUCCCCCAGUCAGUACUGUGCCCCCUUCAUCUUGGCUGAUGUACCUGAGUUUUUGUUUGAGCGUCUGGCCAGUAGCAAUAGUGAGGUGCUGCUGUGGUCUGUCUACAACUGCCUGCUGCUGCUGACUGAGGACCCGCGUUUCUUCUCCCACUGUCACUCCGUCUAUGGUAUCGAUUCCCUGGUGCGCAGCCUUAAUGAAGCUCUGAGGUUGACCAACCUGGUGGUACAGAAAGAAGGUCUACUGCUCCUAACUGAGAUCUUGGAGAGGCAGCCCUCAGGUGUACGCCUGUUCCCCAGUGGUCCAGGGUUUGUGGCGGUGUCGCAAGCGGUAGUAACCGGAGUCUCCUCUUCCUGUCUGCUCGUGGCCACUCAGGCUGCUUGCGCUGCCGCGGUCCUCCUUAGAUUAAACCACCAGUCCAACCCAGUCCAGUACAGGGCGAUAGAGAAGCUGGUAGAAGCCAUCACUAACAGAUGCACUGAGCUUCCUCUGCCCUCUUCAGUUCACCGACGAAGCACUGGGGGACUGAAGGGGAUGAAUCCCAGCAGCCAGGCAUCGACGCCAGGGAUGUUUCUACAUCAGGCCCUCGUCUGCUUCCAGACCACUUGUAGAUUAGCGGAGCAGUGUGCGUCAGAGUCCUGUCUUAAGGAGAACGUGUUCAGAGCUCCAUCUAAACAGCACCAGGUUGGGGACUCACUGGAGUCUCUGUGUAUGUGUCUGCUCCACUACUGCGACACUGUCUACAUACCCACCGUCACUAGGAUGUGUGAGCAUGCCCCCAGUGCCCAGGUGCUCCAGUGUUUCUACUCCAUCCUAACCUACCAGUUUAUCCUCUUACCCUCUUUCAUGCCUCUAUUCGCCUCCAAGCUAGCAUCCUCUAGUUUCUACAGGUUGGCGCUGGAACACAAAGCUCUCCUGUGUGCAAGAAACAGGAACCCAAAUCUGAAUGCAUCGUGCUGUGGUUUUCUGCAAAAACUCACUAUGUGUUUGCUGUCUCCGUUGGAUCCUGCAGAUGGCUCACACCAAAAUGAUCAUGGGGAGCUGGAACUCCUAUUGCAGUGCAGCCUGCCCUCUCUGUGUUACCGUGUGUCAGAGUGGCCCUCGCUUCUGUGUGAGGCCCCGGCACUCCAGCUGUCUGAUUCUACGGGACCCAGGGCCACUCAGUAUUGUCUGGUCAUACUAUUACACCAAGCACUGCAGUAUGGAGACAGGCUCCUCCCAGACCAGUCUUUGUUUUCUAGUGUGGUGCAGCUAAUGUGUUCUGUCCAGGAGCAGGGUGACAGUCCCCUUCCUCACUUUGUGCUCAGGUCUGCCCUCUACCUGGUGGCAGUCACACAGGACAAGAGCCCCAACAUUGACUGGACUCCUUUGAACUGCAUUUGUAAGGUCCUCUCUUCCUGCCAGAGCCUCUCCUCCGUCUACACCCACCACCCUUCACUUCCCCACUUCAUCUUUCGCUACCCGAAGUUGGCAGAGAGAUUUGGGCCAUUGGUUCUGGAAUUGUGGCUGACCCAGCGGGACCAGUGCACAGCAUCAGAACAGACUGCUGCACUGCAGACAGAAGAACAGAAGCAGGGGGAGAAUAGUAAGAACCUGGCAGAGGAGAAGCAGGACCAGCAGAUCGACCCAGACACCAUGGAGCUGCUGGAGCUCAUUGAGAAGUACCCAGCUGUCAUCCUGACACUGCUGGAUAUGGUGUGCAACAAGGAGACUCCUCUGGCAGAGCGGGCCCUGGGGGUGUUGGGAGUUUUCCUGCGAGGUCAGAGGGGCUGUAAGCCUGACCUGUGUGCUGUCCUCAGACCAGCCCUCCUCCAGGCGUUACAGAGACUUAGUGUGGAAAAUAGCCAAGGCCCAGAGGAACGACACAUGGACUCUCUCCCUCUGGUGUUGAGACUGCUGUGUCUGAUGCAGGCUGGUGAUCCACCGUCCCCUCCCUCCGAUAGAGACAUAGACUUCAAGCUGCUCUACCAUGUGAAUAAUCUAGUAGGGAGGCUGAAACCCAGCAGCACAGAGGGCCUGUUCCCUGCGCUCACCUACCUCUACUGCCACCUAAGCUUGUCUUCUGAACACUGCUCUGACAGAGCUGUCUCCAUGCUACUAUCCAACACCAGACUGAUGGACCAUCUGCAGGCGAUCCUCUCCUCCUCCUCCUCCUCCUCCUCCUCCUCCUCCUCCUCCUCCUCCUCCUCCUCCUCCUCCUCCAAUCUUUCCCUCCCUUCAUCCAUCUCUCCCUCCUCAGCUUUGCUGUGCUGCGCCCGUCUGCUCCUGUCCUCCCUCAUUAUGUUGCAGCACCUUCACUCCUUACAGGUCUAUAAGAGAAUCAGUUGGAGUCUGGACAGCACUGUGCAGUGUCUGGUUUUCCAGAAGAGAAACGCAGACAAUUUCUCGCUGGCCACUUCCCUGAGGCUUUUGCAGGUUAUGCUUGAUGUCAACCUUGCCUCAACAUUGGUGAGUUUAGGUACCAAUCCCACACUGGUCAGGCCCCUGGGAGACACAGACAUAGCGCUCUACCCUCUCUGCUCCCAGGGAGCCCGCUGCCUUGCUGCUGUUCUCUAUGGGCUGUUAUUACAGAAGCAGGAGCUGCUGCUAAGAGUCUCAGUGAACUGCUUGAGUUCCCUGCUGAGCUUUCUACACAGGAGGAGUCCCGCCACAGCCCAGCAUGUGGUGUGUCAGCCAUGGAGCCGAUUCCUUCUCUACUCGCUGCUUAACUCAGGGGAGAGCUGCCUGCUCCACCCAGCCACUCUCACACUCAUCACACUGCUCCUGAGGUAUGGCGACAGUAUGGUAGUGCUGUGGGACCCUGAUCUGAACCAGGUGUUGGAGGCGGCAGAGAGGAGAGGUCCAAGAGAGCAUGGAUAUGAAGAAGCACAGGCCCUGAGGCAGCUUCUGGCACAGAUCCAGAGCAGCAAUCUGCAGCCACCGCUUACAGAUGAACACAGGUGUAGAGUAAGGCGUGUGAUAGAAUCCUUGGGCCCCCAGUCCUCUGCCGAAAGCCUCAGCGACGACUUACCCACCAGCAUUCUGCGUGUGGGAGACUUGUCCAUCUGUCUGUCUGACUUCACACUGAGAGCCACUGAAUAUUCUGGAAGACUAUCAGAUACAUUUUAAAGAGUGUUUGGCAUCUAAAUUGAUUAAUAGUUAUUUCAUUGUGUGUUAUUUGGUUACCCAUUUCCUUGCUGGGCU